GUAUUACCACCAGAUUCCAAGACCAAUCGACUUCUACGAUAUGGAAGUAGGCAGGCACGCAAGCCGAGACCCGAGAAUGACAAGUUCAAAUACAGAAACAGUUUGCCUGCGAUCAGAAAUCACGAGGCCUUAGACCGAUUGAGGCAAGAGAGCGCACACAGAGAAACUAGCAGCAACAAGAGUGAUAAUUCGCAGGACUCAGACCAAGAAAAAGUCACGAUCCAUAGAUCACUCAACGUCGACGAUAAAAAGACCAAGUUGUACGAAUUGCAUGCUAAACCUAGUUAUAAGGAAAUGAAAUAUGAUAUAGUUUUCGAGGAUGACAUUUAAGCCAUAAUGGAAGGGUAAUAUUGUAACUUAUUCGUUUUGUG
Molecule: messenger RNA, 371 nt
Organism: Sitophilus oryzae (rice weevil)
Lineage: Eukaryota; Metazoa; Arthropoda; Insecta; Coleoptera; Curculionidae
Exons: 2
Source: RefSeq, a predicted model, not a curated record